Messenger RNA from Kickxella alabastrina, 982 nucleotides. Its product is annotated as Peroxin 13, N-terminal region-domain-containing protein. The transcript has a single exon. NCBI's taxonomy places the organism in Eukaryota, Fungi, Kickxellomycota, Kickxellomycetes, Kickxellales, Kickxellaceae. Gene Ontology annotation, molecular function: protein binding. The coding region runs from base 12 to 908 and encodes 298 amino acids. The record is from RefSeq and is a predicted model, not a curated record. Gene Ontology annotation, cellular component: peroxisomal membrane; peroxisomal importomer complex; peroxisome. Gene Ontology annotation, biological process: protein import into peroxisome matrix, docking.
UGGGCGGGGGAAUGGGGGGUGGCUACGGCAGUGGCUACGGAAAUAUGGGCAACUACGGAAAUAUGGGAGGCUACGGCAAUAUGGGCGGUUACGGCAUGGGUGGCCCAAUGGGACAGCAAGGCCCACUGUCGCUGACACAGCAGCUGGACGCCUCAACGCGCAGCACAUUUCAGCUAGUCGAAUCCCUCGUGGGCGCAUUCGGCGGUUUCGCGCGCAUGCUCGAGUCAACAUACUUUGCCACCCACUCCUCCUUCAUGGCAGUACUCGGCGUCAUGGACCAGUUUGGCAUGCUACGUACGUCCCUGGGCAGCACUCUUGGAUCAACCUUUGCCUAUGAUGGUUUCCGCAAACUUGUCUCUAGGAUUUCCGGACGCCCGAUGAGCGUCAACAAGAAGGAUUUGGAUGCCGGCGGGUUCGCCGAGUACGAGAGGCGAUCGCGCGUGAGUAAGCGGUCGCUGGUAAUGUUUUUUGCCAUCAUUGUUGGGUUACCGUACUUGAUGACCAGAGUGAUCCGGUCGAUUGCUGCGCGGCAGAGAAGGUUGACUAUGCAGCAGCAAGUUUUGGCCUCGGGUGAUUUUGCCUCUGCUGCUAUGGCGGGUCCGGCGAUGCGCGCGGUUGGGUUGGAGUUUGCACAGGCACAGUAUGACUUUAAGGGCGAUACGGGUGCAGAGCUGAGCUUUAGGCGCGGGGAGCUGAUCGCGGUCAGCAGUAAGGUUGAUAUCUGGGGCAAGCCCAGUGAGUGGUGGCGAGGGUCAAUGCAGGAUGGGCGCGAGGGACUGUUUCCGGCAAAUUACGUUGCUGUGAUUAAGCCUGGGCAGAACCCAAAGGCCAUUGUUGCUCAUUCAGCUGCGGAUGCUGCUCAGGCAGUUAGCGCUGCUGAAUUCCAAAAAGUAGAAAACACUUUAUAGAUUUUAUUUUUAAAUGAGAUGGAAAAAAACGUGACUUUUUUAUUUGGGGCCUGCGUCGACUCGGCUUAACUUGG